GUCAACAAUCACAAAAACAGAAAUUUCAGAACUGAAAUGUCAUACAUUCAUCAACAGAAAAAAAAAUAUAGUGCAAAUGGUGUGGCCGCGGUGUGGGAUAUAUUGAACGCAGAAAUGUCAAGUCGAGGACCAUUGAAAUUAUUCUUGAAAAAAUUUUGAUUGUUUAUUUUCACUAUUUGAAAAUAGUAUUCUUUUCAGAAGUAAAUUGUUAAACUACUUGCUUCUUAUUCAACAAUGAUUGUAUUUUUAUCACAGUAAUAAAAACCCAAUCAUUUUGAUGGAAUUUUGUAUUCAAUUUCCCAAAUUAAAACUAAUUCAAGAUAAGGUGUAUAUGUACUUGUUCAUUUACUGUUGUAAUAACUUCUUUUGAAAAACUAGUAUCUUCAACGAUAAUUUAUCCAACUAUUGUUGAAAAAAAAUUUGAAUUGACUUGUUCGGAAAUUAUGGAAGGCGCUAAGAUUUAAAUUUGGCGCGUGACGUUUAGUUCGGCAGCUCGUUGCCUGGGGGAGCUUUUUAUUCUUCAGACCUCUAUGCAGCUGACACUUCUCAUAUGAUUUGAUAUGUUCUAUGCUCCUUUAUUGUUUUCUGAAAUCAUAUAAAAUUGUGAGAUUUAAAUAUCUUCGAAUUAUCCGUGCAUCCCUCAUAUGUCUUUCGUUGAAAAAUUAAUCAACGAAGUACGAGCAUGUCCAGCUUUAUGGGAUAAACGUAAUAGUGAGUACAAAAACCGAUUGAAAAACAACGAAGAUUGGAGUAAUAUCGCGAAAAAUCUCAAUAAAACUAAAAAUGAGGUUAAGAUCAAAUGGAAAAAUUUGAGGGAUGUGUUCAUGAAGGAAACAAAAAAGAAACAUCCAGAUAAUGGUAACUAUUCUGGGAAGUGGAGCUAUUUCAGUCAAAUGCAAUUUCUGGAAGAUAUCGUCAAUCCAAGAGGCUGCAUUAGUAAUUUUGAAAACUUCAAUGGCAUAGCCGAUUUUUGCGAAGAGAAAGGAAAAAAAUAUUUCGAAGAGUUUAAAAACGGUGUAUUAAUAGAGAAUAUAAAAGUGGAGGCAACUUUCGAAACUCCUAGUGAAUGUUCACAAAGUGUUGAAAGAGAGCUCGAAACCACAUUUGAGGACGUAUUUUCCAAAACAAACUACUACGACAGCAAGCCGUUAUAUUCUGAUUCUUCAAAUAAAAAGAUCAGAACAGAACAAGAACCAUUAAAUAGAAAUAAUGAGAAGCAAGAUGAUACAGAUAUUUUAUUUUUAAUGUCCUUGGCACCAUAUUUCAAAUAUUUGAAUCCAUUGCAGAAUCUCAGAUUGAGGAAUAAAAUCCAUAUUAUGAUUGCCGAUGAGAUUUCUAAGGCUACUUCUUCUCUAACCUGAGUGUUUCCUAUUCGGAAAUCCUAUCCAGCCUUUUUCUUUUGGUCAUUGUUACCCUUUUUGAUACAUUCAUUAUCUAUUUUUACCUGAUGUUAAUAAAUAUUGAUGAAUUGAUUAAAUAACUAGAUCAUGAUUCCUCAAUUCAAAACACUUCCACCAAUCCAACCAUUCGAAUAAAGCAAUGGCGGAUUCUAGGUAUAU
This is a messenger RNA of Harmonia axyridis, 1559 nucleotides long. Its product is annotated as transcription factor Adf-1-like. Gene Ontology annotation, cellular component: nucleus; transcription regulator complex. The coding region runs from base 645 to 1361 and encodes 238 amino acids. NCBI's taxonomy places the organism in Eukaryota, Metazoa, Arthropoda, Insecta, Coleoptera, Coccinellidae. The transcript has 2 exons. Gene Ontology annotation, biological process: regulation of transcription by RNA polymerase II. The record is from RefSeq and is a predicted model, not a curated record. Gene Ontology annotation, molecular function: DNA binding.